UUCUCCCCAGUUUGCCCUAAUUUCUUCCAAUUUCAUUUCCUCUCUCUCCCUCCCCUCCUCUUCCUCCGUCUUGAUUCAAUCUUCAGCCCUCCUUAAUCCACCGCCCGCCGCCCGCCGCCCCUCUCAUACUCAUCAGUUAGCCGCCGGCCGGUGUUGCAGCUUCCAGGCUCAAAGCCGUCGUCGCGCCUUUCUCAUCCUCGGCUUUUAGAUAACUGAGCAACUAGUAAGCUCUUCAUUGUACUGGUUAGUGGGAGAACAGAAGGGGGGCAAUGGAAACUCCGAAAAAGGAAGAAGAUGAGGUAACUACUCCUGCCACUUCCUCUGGGUUUAUGGGUAAAUUGGAACAGAAGUACAGGGAAAUCAAAGAGAAUGCAGAAACAUAUCCUUAUGUGUGGGGCUCAUACAUUGUUGUCUAUGGUGGUUUUGCUCUUUGGACUGGCUAUAGAUGGAGGAAGCUGCGCAAGACCGAGGACAGAGUACGUKCGCUACAAGAGAAGCUCCGUCGGCGUUACGAAGCCGAACAAUCGGCCAGUUCGGUCGCAUCRGUAGAGAAAGAUCCACCAUCUGUAAAACAGCCUUCUUCCAAGGAGUAGCCAGGUUUUGAGCAUAGUUUCUUCAUGUUCCCCUGCCCCCACACAGGUUUUGAGAAUUCCAAUGUGUGKUGAUUUUAGAACUGAGAGAAUAGUUAGAUUUCAUGCCUUUCUGACUAGUAGUUUUUGUUCGGGCUAUAAGCAUUUUCCUGAAAUGUUGAAUAUGUGAGACCUCUGUAGUUAAAAUUAGAGUGGCAUUUUUUUAAAGUUCAACCCGGGUGUAGGAUUCAAAUACCUUAUCUCUCAARGUAAGUAAUUUCUUGAUUAGUUGAGCUGGGCUCGUGUCAGCAAUUAGAGCAACAUCUUUAAAGGUAGCUUUUGACAUUGUUUUGUAUGCUGGAGGUGAUAAAAUAAGUUCAAGAUCACUCUUGGAGCAGUUUUUCUAUGAGCUCCUUUGAUAGGCAUUUUCCCCUUCUUCUGUUGUAUUUCCCAUCAAAUGAAUGAAAACUUUGUUUCUUCUUAUCCCAAAGAAGAAGGAAGAAAAAGGAGAGCUCGGUUCAAGUUCAAAAUCAAUUGUGAAAUGUAAACUUAGGAGACAAAAGAUUGUUAUAUUAUAGUACUAUGAUUUGUCAACAACCUUUGUUGAAGUUUGAGUGUCUGUAUUACAAAGAUUGGAAGAUUUCCCAACUUGUUCUUACUUCUAGCUGCUGCUGAUAGUUUCCCAUUGACAUGGUUCAAUACAAGAACCCUAGUCCAACCUGAAUAUAGUUUAAGUGAUUAGGCAA
This is a messenger RNA of Momordica charantia (bitter melon), 1315 nucleotides long. RefSeq lists its product as uncharacterized. The record is from RefSeq and is a predicted model, not a curated record. Lineage: Eukaryota; Viridiplantae; Streptophyta; Magnoliopsida; Cucurbitales; Cucurbitaceae.